Molecule: messenger RNA, 1561 nt
Organism: Panicum virgatum (switchgrass)
Lineage: Eukaryota; Viridiplantae; Streptophyta; Magnoliopsida; Poales; Poaceae
Product: dehydrogenase/reductase SDR family member 12-like
Exons: 10
Coding region: 250-1224 (324 amino acids)
Source: RefSeq, a predicted model, not a curated record
GUCAGCGGUACCAGCAGCAUCACGCGGCCGAAGACCGGAAAGCGGAGGCGACGGCCUCGCGCGGCGCAGGAUCGGCCACCGAGGCGGGUUCCUGACUCACCUGCGUCCCCGCUUGGAGAAGGCUCCGGAACGAAGAAGGAAGCUGUGGAGUGCUGCAAAGAACAAGCGCCUGGCCCGCCCGGGGACAAAGCAGCGUUUCUUGGCGCGGAAGAAGAGAGGGCGGGAGGAGAGGGAGAGGGGAAGGCGAACAUGUUUAUCCAGAAGGCAUGGAGGACGGCGUCCUUUGGGCUCUACGGCUUCACCCAGUUCACCAAAUCCGGUUUCCUGGAACAUGCCAAGAAAUUCAGAGAGGAAGAUAUGCAGAUCCGGUUGGAUGGGAAAAACUGCCUGGUGACUGGAGCAAAUUCUGGCAUAGGUUUUGCUACAGCUGAGGGUUUGGCUUCACAUGGAGCUACUGUCUACAUGCUCUGUCGUAACAAGGAGAGAGGAGAGGCUGCUCUCAAUCAAAUAAGAUCCAAAACUGGCAAUGAAAAUGUUCAUCUGGAGAUAUGUGACCUUUCAUCUAUCAAUGAAGUCAAAUCAUUUGCAGCAAAGUUCUCUUCAAUGGAUAAAUCACUCCAUGUCCUUGUAAACAAUGCUGGCUUACUGGAGCACAAGCGGGAGACUACAGCAGAAGGGUUGGAGCUCAAUUUUGCUGUCAAUGUGGCAGCAACAUACACUUUAACAGAACUAGUGAUGCCAUUAUUGGAGAAAGCAGCACCAGAUGCUCGUGUCAUCACAGUUGCAUCAGGAGGCAUGUACACUGAGCCACUGAACAAGGACUUACAGUUCAGCGAAGGAAACUUUGAUGGGACAGUACAAUAUGCUCGAAACAAAAGAAUUCAGGUCGCACUCACUGAAUGGUGGGCCGAGAAAUACAGCAGCAAGGGGGUUGGUUUCUACUCCAUGCACCCUGGAUGGGCUGAUACACCUGGAGUCGCCAAGAGCUUGCCGGGAUUUUCAGAGAAAUUGUCUGGAAACCUGAGAUCAAAUGACGAGGGAGCUGAUACCGUGCUUUGGUUGGCGUUGCAACCUAAGGACAAGUUAUCACCGGGAGCUUUCUAUUUCGAUCGAGCUGAAGCACCAAAACAUUUGAAGUUUGCCGGGACCAUGUCAUCACAUUCGCAGAUAAACUCCAUUGUUGAUAGCAUUAGGUCCAUCUGUGGCCUCCCUGCAUCGGGAUGAGCUGCUUUGUGAAGUAACAAGGAUAGCUGAUAGGUCUUGAACAUGAGGGAGCAUGACUCAUGACUACCAAGGGGCAUAAAAAAAAGUUGCACCAGCCGGGAAUCGAACCCGGGUCUGUACCGUGGCAGGGUACUAUUCUACCACUAGACCACUGGUGCUUAGUGAAAAUCUUUCGAUCGGUGCGCUACUUGUAUAUUGUAAAGAAGUUCUUAGAUCAGCAGCAAGCCAGCAAUAAAUAUUCGUUGUGUAAGAGGCUAGGAGCAGUAAGACGUGGGUAUUUCUUAUAUUUCCCUUGAACAUUCUAUACCCUGGAACUUAUAUAUAUGCAUUUAAAUAA